AACAACGCCAAAAAAGAGUACUUCACCAAUUCCGAAGAUCAAAUCCACAAGAAAAAAGCGAAGCAAAGUUAUCCAACCGCACCGACCACCGAUGUUCACCGGACGCCGGCAGGAAAAGAAUUGGAUUCACCUGGGCAGUUGUACCUGGUUCUCCCGCGAGUGGAGGGAGAUGACGUCAUCACCACCAGUGUUGGCGACGCCGACGCGCUAAAUUUGAAUUUAGUAUCCUGCCGCUCGUGGAAAUCACGGCUCUAUAAUUGUUCGAGGAUGAGUGACACGAAGGUGAAGGAGAAGAGGCCCCUGAAGGGUGGCAUUAUCUGCUUCGGCAGGGGCAAAAAGAAACUCAUGCCAAGACCACCUCUUUAUAUUACCAAACCCAUUGGAGGAGAGAAAAACGGUGGCACACGUAAUGUACGCACGAAGAAGCGACCAGCUUACUAUGCUACCCAGGUUAACAGGAAGAAGAGGAAGAUUUCUGGCCCCAAGACAAGAGUUGCUCCUCUCCGCAAGUCUUUAACCCCAGGAACAGUCUGCAUUGUUCUUGCCGGUCUUCACAAGGGCAAAAGGGUUGUUUUCUUGAAGCGUUUGACUCAAGGCUUAUGUUUGGUUACAGGACCAUUCAAGAUCAAUGCCUGCCCACUGCGUCGUGUGAAUCAAAUUUAUCUCAUUGCAACUGCUACCAAACUUGAUGUCAGUGGAGUUAAGAUUCCCAAGCGUGUCAAUGAUAAGUACUUCAGACGAACCAAGAAGUCCUCUAAGUCAAAGAAGGAGGAGGGAGACAUCUUUGAGAAGAAGACUGACAAAUACGUCUGUAGUGAGCAGAGGAAAAAGGAUCAGGCUUUGGUCGAUAAACAGAUUAUUGAGGUCAUCAAAAAGCGGGAAGAUAAGAAAAUGCUCUUUGGGUACUUAGGCACAUGUUUCGGCCUGAGAAGCAACAUGUAUCCACAUUUGUUGAAGUUCUAAAUACAUAGACAAAUGUA
Macrobrachium nipponense is the source of this 980-nucleotide messenger RNA. It is a transcript of the gene RpL6, whose product is annotated as large ribosomal subunit protein eL6-like. The coding region runs from base 268 to 963 and encodes 231 amino acids. The record is from RefSeq and is a predicted model, not a curated record. NCBI's taxonomy places the organism in Eukaryota, Metazoa, Arthropoda, Malacostraca, Decapoda, Palaemonidae. Gene Ontology annotation, biological process: cytoplasmic translation; ribosomal large subunit assembly. The transcript is spliced from 6 exons. Gene Ontology annotation, molecular function: RNA binding; structural constituent of ribosome. Gene Ontology annotation, cellular component: cytosolic large ribosomal subunit; ribosome.